Molecule: messenger RNA, 1650 nt
Organism: Prunus dulcis (almond)
Lineage: Eukaryota; Viridiplantae; Streptophyta; Magnoliopsida; Rosales; Rosaceae
Exons: 1
Coding region: 1-1650 (549 amino acids)
Molecular function (GO): DNA binding
Source: RefSeq, a predicted model, not a curated record
AUGAAUCGAAAAGAUCCUGCGUGGAAGUAUGCAAAAGAAAUAGAGGGGGAAAAAUACUUGAGAUGCGCAUUUUGUGAUCAAAGAUGCAAUGGAGGAAUUUCUAGACUUAAGCAUCAUUUAGGUCAAACUCAUCAUGGUAUGCAACCAUGUAAGAAAGUUCCUGAACAUGUGAAAAAAGAGUGUGCCGCAACUUUGAAAAAUCUUCAGCUUGAAAAAAGAAAGAAAAAUGAAAUGCUUAGAGAGAUCGGGGAUGGUCCAGGAGGAGGGGCUCUGAGUAUGGAAACUUUAUUGGAUGAAGAAUAUGGAAUCCCUGGUACUAGGAGUGCUGCAGUUGAUGAGGCUCUUAGAGCACAAUCUAAAUCAAAAGGACCAAUGGAUAGAUUUGUCACUUCAGAAGCUCGGCAAAGUACAUUGAAUUCAGCAUACAAACAAGAAGAAAGAAAGGAAGUUUGUCGAAAGAUUGGUCGUUUUUUCUUCUCUAGAGCACUCCCAUUUAAUAUUGUAAAUGAUCCAUUUUGGCUACCUAUGGUGGAAGGGAUUGCCGCAUACGGUGUAGGAUUUAAGCCUCCAUCAAUGCAUGAGUUGAGGACAUGGAUCCUUAAGGAAGAAGUUGGCGACAUUAAUACAAUGAUGGAAGAACAUAAGAAAGCUUGGGCAGAGUAUGGAUGUACUAUUAUGUCUGAUGGUUGGACUGAUGGUAAAAAUAGAGUACUAAUAAACUUUCUUGUGAAUAGCCCAGCAGGUACUUGGUUUUUGAAAUCUAUUGAUGCAUCUGAUUCCAUAAAAAAUGGAACGUUAUUGUUCAAAUAUUUAGAUGAUGUUGUCAAAGAAGUUGGAGAGGAGCAUGUCAUUCAAGUAAUAACAGAUAAUGCUUCCAAUUAUAAGAAUGCUGGAGUGAAACUUAUGGAGAAGAGGAAGAAGUUAUGGUGGACUCCAUGUGCUGCCCACUGCAUUGAUUUGAUGUUAGAAGAUAUUAGCAAAAUGAAAGUUUUUGAAGAUACAAUUAGACUAGCCAAGCAAGUAGUGAAGUUUAUUUAUGGGCAUACAUGGGUUCUUGCUUUAAUGAGAUCUUUCACGAAAAACAAAGAGAUAAUUCGCCCUGCAAUCACACGGUUUGCAACUUCUUAUCUUACUCUUCAAAGCAUCUAUAAGCAAAAACAACCUCUUCAGGCAAUGUUUUCUUCUGGAGAAUGGCACAAUGGACCAUUUGUCCAACAACAUGAAGGUAUUAGGGCUCACUCAACAAUACUAUAUGAUGUUAAUUUUUGGUCCCAUGUUGCUUUUUGCAUCAAAAGUGUUAUUCCAUUAGUAUCGGUUUUGAGAGAAGUUGAUUCAGAGGAGAGACCUGCUAUGGGAUUUAUUUAUGAGUUAAUGGAUGUUGCAAAAGAGAAAAUUGCUUUUAAUUGCGGAAAAGUUGAAAGAAAGUAUAAACCCAUUUGGAGAAGAAUAGACGAAAGAUGGGGCCCACAACUUCAUCAACCUUUACAUGCUGCUGGUUAUUAUUUGAACCCUCAAUUGCGUUAUGAAGAAACUUUUUCUAAUGCUGAUGAAGUGAGGAAGGGAUUGGAAGAUUGCAUGACUAGGAUGUUGUCUUUUGAGGAUCAUAUGGCUGCUGAUAUCCAGUUGGACUUGUAUGAUGAGGCAAAAUGA